AGUUUCUGGCAUGACCAAGGGACACAACUCUGCGCAGCAAAUUGCAGCACCUUAGACGAUUGGGACCCCUCUGCCCUAUCUAUCAAUAAGGAGGUUUUGGUCCUUGAGUGUUAUUUAGAAGUUGGAAGGCAUUCCGGAGGUAUUCCUAUAAUACAAGUCACCGCCUCCAUGGUCAAGUGGAUAAAGCGUCCGCCUGAAGUGUUGAAUUGGUGGUUUGGAUCUCCUGGCUGCACCAUAUCAAGACGUUAAAUAAUGAUAGACAGGAGCCCAGUCAAUACGAAGAACUCUCCUGAAACACGGGAACGAAAGUAUCCAAAAUGGCGUCGAAUUCACAUGGCCAAACAUCGACAGAGGACACAAGUAAGCCCAACGACCAAAAAAAGUUUGAAGGAACAAAAGAUGAUGAUUAUGGGUUUUAUUUCUACCCAGAGAGGGGCGUGCCAGAGGAAAAACCCUCCUUUUGGAAAGGCAUUUGGCAAGGACGAACAUCGGGCCAGAAACUGAAAUGCGAAACCAACGUAGCCUGGUGUAUUGAAAAUCACCCCAUGGUCAAGUUAAUGAUGAGAGCCCUGAAAAGCCAUGGCUGUGCAGUGGAUCUGACUCGCCAUGUCUCCUGUGAAAAGUGCCGCGAGCGAGUCAAUGGAGGAUUUGAUCCAACCACAAACCAAGUGGUUGUGUGUCAGAACAAUGCCACCAAGAGAAGCAUCUGCUGUAAUGUCCUGGCUCACGAGUUCAUCCACGCCUUUGAUGCUUGCAGAGCGAAAGUCGACUUUGAAAAUCUCCGUCAUCUAGCCUGCUCUGAGAUUCGUGCUGCCAACAUCAUGCACUGUUCCUUCAUGGCGGCCGUGUCUUCCGGAGAUGCAUCCCCAGUGAACAUCAAGCAAAGACAUCAGGAGUGUGUCAAGUCAAAAGCCAUCAUGUCUGUGUUGAUGGUGAGGAAUGUGACCCAUGAGAAGGCCAGCCAAGUAGUGGACAGUGUGUUUGACAAGUGUUACAAAGACUUGGAGCCAGUUGGGAGGCGGCCACGGAAGGGGUCGCGGGAUCCGGACCGAGCCCUUAUUGAAGGAGCGUAUUAUGGUUACACGGGAUAGCAGGCAUCUGGGAUAGGAUUUUAUGUGUGCUUCAGUUGCCCUAGUGGACCGUGUAUGCAUGUACUUGAUGUAUGUAAGGGCCGAACUUGACCAGUGACAGGUCAGGUUCCUCUGCUGAACUGCGGACAACCGGUUCUUGGUAUGUGGAGCAUUAAAUCUGUAUUAGCUUUUGCCAGUGUUUCCAUGGUUAAAAUGUCUACCAAGUGAGGCUUAUUCUUGGACUUCUAUGUUGGUCACAUGUAUAACUUCCAACUGUUGGCCCAGAUAAUAUGUGUAGUGUUGUUUGUCACUGACACAGAUUCAGUAUCACUUUGCAGAGGCGACAAAGCUGUGAUAUUGCUGACUUUGCAUAAAUAAAUAUUCACUCACUCACCAGUGACAAUGGCUACCGCUGGCAAAAUUAAACACAUGAAUAAAUAUGUGAGUGAGUGAGUUUGGUUUUACGCCGCUUUUAGCAAUAUUCCAACAAUAUCACGGCGGGGGACACCAGAAAUGGGCUUCACACACUGUACCCAGGUCGGGAUUCGAACCUGGUUCUUUGGCGUGACGAUCGAACGCUUUAACCACUAGGCUACCCGACCGCCCCGAAUAAAUAUGUAAAUGUAUAAGACGGUCUAUAAGAGAUGUAUGGAUUUGCUAAUGCAACUGUGAAAUGAUACGUUCAUAUGCCGACUUUGAACAUUGUGAUAGUACUUGUUAUUCGGAAAAGUGCACAAAUAUUUAGUAUCGUCCAUUUUCUUUCAGGCUGAACUAGUGUAUCACAUUCUGUAGCAUAUGCUUUGUACUCCACAAGGACGUUAGUACCAAAGCAAGAAGAUUAAGCAUUCACACAUUAAGAUAAUAUAUUUAUGACCACAUUUUAUUAUGAAAUAAACAGACAAAUUACAAAAUCAAGGUGUGUUUAUUACUGAACCCGCAGUAAUGGUACAAAUGUGUAAAUGUCAUAUAUAUCACAAGCAUGGAUGUCAAAACAAUAUGAAUGCUGAUUUGAUUUCAUGUAACCAUGGUAACAGUGUUGCAGACACUGAUCCUGAUAAGACACUUGUGCAAGAUGAGAUGAGUGGCAAAUUACAGAUCCAAAGAAAUCUCACAGUAGUGCUUCUUGCACCAUCUUGAAAGCAGCCUAUAUAAUCAAGUUUAAUAUAUGCUACUCAAAAGUUCAAGAACACAAUGUUUUCAUACGACCAUAGUUAAUGUAGAAUGUUAAGGCUGUAUCUAUCAUAAUGGGAUUUUGACAAACUGGAUAAUCGAGGAUGAA
This is a messenger RNA of Haliotis rufescens (red abalone), 2349 nucleotides long. Its product is annotated as mitochondrial inner membrane protease ATP23 homolog. NCBI's taxonomy places the organism in Eukaryota, Metazoa, Mollusca, Gastropoda, Lepetellida, Haliotidae. Bases 318 to 1091 code for a protein of 257 amino acids. The transcript has 7 exons. The record is from RefSeq and is a predicted model, not a curated record. Gene Ontology annotation, biological process: mitochondrial proton-transporting ATP synthase complex assembly; mitochondrial protein processing. Gene Ontology annotation, molecular function: metalloendopeptidase activity. Gene Ontology annotation, cellular component: extrinsic component of mitochondrial inner membrane.